AUGUCUUUCCACCGAUCAAAUCUUCAAAAUGGCGGAAAUUUCCCUGCACAAGAUAACAACAACAACAAUGAUACCAGACCCACACAAAGACAACGCGCACUAACUACAUUAAAACAACGGUGCUCGUUUGGCAGUACUGGCAAUAGUGGUGGGUCCAACAAAAAGAAAUAUUCAAGUAUCACGGACAAUUAUAAUGGCAAGAGCAUCGAAGGAGCCAGACCAUCCGCCACAUUCUUAUCAAAAACAAGAUCUGAAGACUUUUAUCAUUCGUCCAAUUUAUCAUCACCAUCACCUCUGUCCUCAUCCUCACACUUGAACUCGUACUCGUACUCGCCAUCUCAAUCCCAAUCCCAAUCUCUAUCGCGUCCUCUCUAUUCUCGGGCCAAUACAACCUCAAGAGCUGCCAGACCCAUAUCAACCGGAUACCUCUUGGGUGACGAUAGUGACAGUGAAACAUCAACUGAAACAAUGUUUUCGCGAAGACGCAUGAAGCCCGAAACAAAACCCGCCUUUAACAAUCUGAAAUUAUGUGUACUUCGAGCAAUUGGAUUAAAGAACAACAAUUUAUCAUAA
This is a messenger RNA of Phycomyces blakesleeanus NRRL 1555(-), 573 nucleotides long. RefSeq lists its product as hypothetical. The transcript has a single exon. The record is from RefSeq and is a predicted model, not a curated record. The coding region runs from base 1 to 573 and encodes 190 amino acids. Lineage: Eukaryota; Fungi; Mucoromycota; Mucoromycetes; Mucorales; Phycomycetaceae.